GUGCUGACGUCAGAGCGCGUCAGUCCGCAGCAGCAAACGGUUGAUUUCUCCAGUCCUGCCGCCUGCCUCAUCACAAUAUGCGGUGGUUUAUGGCUCCUGACAGCGUGAUUUUUACGCACAAACGGUAUUAGCCGUGUCAAAAUGCUCUCGGUGACUCUUAGACCUAGAAGCCGCCGAAACGAAUCCGAACUGUAUGUACUCAGAACAACCCCAAAUGCACCAACAUGUCUUUAUAGCGGAGAAUGGCCUCUCGUAGAAGCACUCAUAAACACCCAUUUGUCCUUACACGCUGCUUUCAUAUUAAUUCCCCAGCGUCCUGCCUCGACACUAUAACAUAAGAGGAUGUCCAACCCUGAGAAAUGACGCCCCCAUUCCCCCCCUGAGCAGUGGGAAAACACACUACAGCAGUCCGGAGCAGAGCAGCUGCGCCAGAGUGCGGCGCAGCCGGGGAGGAGAUACGCGAACGCCGCCGCUCUCAGUGCCGUUCUCCGGCUCCACUCGAGACGAGCCCUCUUCGCCUCUUGCCUUCAUUUCCCGACCCUGUAUCAGGAGGAGAGGACGGGAAGCGCCUGGACGUAGACGCUACCGCGCGCGUACGGGACGCGUAAAACAACGGCGCUCCACACAGACUUGACGCGCUUUGAUGUCAUCCGGCGGCUCAGGCUCGGGAUCGUUUCAUUUAUAACAGCGGCUCGACAUUAAACUAGACGCAUAUCACAUCAAGAGUUAUCAUUACUCGCUUGCGGUCAGACAUGGAAGAUGGUCCGCCUUCCACAAGCUGUUUCCGAAGGUUCACGGACUGUUUCCUUGGUUCAAGUCUGACGGAUGAGAAAGUGAAGGCUUAUCUCUCGCUCCACCCGCAGAUGCUGGAUGAGUUUGUGUUGGAGAGCGUGAGUGCAGAGACUGUAGACAGAUGGCUGAAACGAAAGAACAGCAGCCAACCUGCAGAUGAAUCUUCAGCUAAAGAAGUUAGCAGGUACCAGGACACGAAUAUGCAGAGCGUCGUAUAUGAGCUCAACAGCUACAUGGAGCAGCGGCUGGACACUGGAGGAGACAACAAACUACUGCUCUAUGAGUUGUGCAACAUCAUCAAAACAGCCACAAAAGCUGAUGGAUUUGCACUUUACUUCCUUGGAGAAUGCAACAAUAGUUUAUGUUUGUUCACUCCGACGGGGGCAAAAGAGGGGCUUCCUGGGCUCAUCCCCUCUGGUCCCAUCACAUUUGGGACCACCAUCGCCGCUCACGUUGCAAAGACACGCAAGACACUACUUGUAGAGGACAUCAUGGGGGAUGAGAGGUUUCCUCAUGGCACAGGGCAGGACUCAGGGAUUCGUGUACAUUCUGUUUUGUGUCUACCCAUCCUCACCGCCAUCGGAGACCUCAUUGCUAUCCUGGAGCUGCACCGGCACCUGGGCAGAGAGCCCUUCAACCUCAGCCACCAGGAGGUUGCAACAGCAAAUUUGGCCUGGGCGUCUGUAGCUAUACACCAAGUCCAGGUCUGCAGAGGUCUUGCCAAACAGACAGAACUUAAUGACUUUCUCCUAGAUGUGUCAAAAACAUACUUUGACAACAUAGUGGCAAUAGAUUCUCUACUUGAACAUAUCAUGAUAUAUGCAAAAAACCUGGUUAAUGCAGACAGAUGUGCGCUCUUCCAGGUAGAUCACAAUAACAAAGAGCUGUACUCUGACCUGUUUGAUAUCGGGGAGGAGAAUGAAGGGAAACCCGUCUUUAGGAAAACCAAAGAAAUUAGGUUUUCUAUAGAGAAAGGUAUAGCAGGUCAGGUGGCGAGAACAGGAGAAGUUUUGAAUAUUCCAGAUGCCUAUGCAGACCCCCGUUUCAACAGAGAAGUAGAUCUCUACACUGGCUACACGACGCGGAAUAUCCUGUGCAUGCCCAUAGUCAGCCGUGGGACUGUGAUUGGUGUUGUACAAAUGGUGAACAAGCUGGGAGGAAGUGCCUUCACUAAAACUGAUGAGAACAACUUUAAGAUGUUUGCCGUCUUCUGUGCUUUGGCCUUACACUGUGCAAAUAUGUAUCACCGGAUUAGACAUUCAGAGUGCAUUUACCGGGUGACGAUGGAGAAGCUUUCGUACCACAGCAUCUGCACGUCAGAGGAGUGGAAGACCCUCACACAACUCUCCCUCCCUUCAGCCAUAUAUAAAGAGAUCGAACUGUUUCACUUUGACAUCGCUCCUUUUGAGGAACUGUGGCCUGCGAUAUUUGUAUAUAUGGUUCACAGUUCAUGUGGAAAAACCAGCUUUGAGCUGGAGAAACUGUGUCGCUUCACUAUGUCAGUGCGGAAAAAUUACAGACGCGUUCCAUAUCACAACUGGAAGCACGCUGUGACGGUGGCACACUGCAUGUAUGCCAUCCUGCAAAAAACCACUGGGAUCUUCACUGAGCUUGAGAGGAAAGGCUUGCUGAUUGCCUGUUUAUGUCAUGACCUGGACCACCGCGGUUACAGUAACAGUUAUCUACAGAAGUUUGACCAUCCGCUGGCUGCCCUGUAUUCCACAUCCACCAUGGAACAGCAUCACUUUUCACAGACUGUGUCCAUCCUGCAGCUGGAAGGGCACAAUAUUUUCUCCAACCUGACUUCCAGUGAGUAUGAGCAGGUGCUGGAGAUCAUCAGGAAGGCCAUCAUUGCUACGGACCUCGCCUUGUACUUUGGCAACCGCAAACAGCUCGCUGAACUGCUGGCCACAGGAGCCCUGGACCUGAACAACCGUGCUCACAGGGAUCGUGUGAUCGGUCUGAUGAUGACAGCCUGUGAUCUCUGCUCUGUGACCAAACUGUGGCCCGUCACACGACUCACGGCCAAUGACAUCUAUGCUGAGUUUUGGGCUGAGGGGGAUGAAAUGAAGAAGAUUGGAAUGCAGCCCAUCCCUAUGAUGGACAGAGAUAAAAAGGAUGAGGUUCCCCAGGGACAGGUGGGGUUUUACAAUGCUGUGGCUAUUCCCUGUUAUACCACCCUGUCAGAGCUGUUUCCUCCCUCCAACCCUCUGCUUACAGCCUGCAGGGAAAACCUGUCCCAGUGGGAACAAAUCGUGCGGGGAGAGGACGCCUCCGCGUGGGCUCCCACCGAAGAGGCCGAGCUGAGCGAGACGUCAGACAGCGGACCAGUAAAAGUGGACAACUGAAUCUGUGGCACCUGUCCCACAGCACCACCUACACCCUGCCAGAGACACUGGACUUCCUGUGGACAGUCCCACUUCCUGCGGAGACGGGAGGAAGCGCAGAGGGCAGGCGGGGGAAGGAUACGUUCAAGAAAAAUAAACAAAACAUAAUGUUACCUCAGUGGGUGACGGAGGCGUACACGCUAAUGACAUCAGGGCUCCUUCGUUGAUGGCUGGGACUCAAGUCCACUUCGGCAGAACGGCCAUCAUCACUGGCAGGAAGUUGCUUUCGCAUCUUUACUUUUUAAGUGAUUUUUUUUUUUCUUCUUCUUCUUUUUUUUCAGUUUCUGUUGCGGUCUUACAUUUGAAGAGGCCUUAAUACCGACCCGAGUUACGAUCUGGUUGGGCGACUCGUAACUAAAAGGUGGCUCGUCUAGUUAUAACGGUACUUUUUAUCCUGCUGCGGUCAAAAUACGCGAAGCUUACUUGAGCGGAUUUAUUUUUUAAGACAGACGGAAAGAAUGUUUUGUCGCAGUCGAGGAGGUGCACGAGGCACGGUAAACCCAUCGCUCUGAUGGACGUUUUAAUAUAAUAUUUUGAGCAAAAAUGCUUUGUAGUACUUGAAUGAAGAAAUACAGCCUAUUCUGAGUGGAGCUUAAAACAGAAAUGCCUGAAGCGCGUCCUUCCAAAUCAAAGAGCUUUUGUGAUGGCAUAAGUUUCACUCUGAACCUUACCGGAGUCACACACAAGUCACGGUGUUCUUCGCUGAGAUCUCCAGCAUCUUCCAACCUGAUAUGAAGUUUAACCCGUCGAAGCUCAUGGAGCUGUUGACAUUUAAAAUAAGGAAUCAAAGGUUUGCGUUUUACCAUAAAAACAUACUGUAAAUCUUCAAAAAACAGAAGUCUUAUAGAAACACCAACAAGAAAAUCCAUCUUUAAUUAUAUGAAUUGAAUGUGAUGGUUGUGAAAUACUAAAUUAUGACUAUAUCAACAUUAUAAGUCAACCUCAGGGGGAAAAUAUUAUAUAACUUCUUUAAAUCUUCACUAUAAGAACCUGUGAGUGUGCAUAGUAAUUACUAAAGACUGAAAGAGGACUGAUGACUAAACAUACAGCAACUAUACCUAAAAUCAAAAGUCAAAAUGUGCACAACCGAAUUGAUUGCUUGGUUUUGCUAUCUUUUAACAUGGGACCAUUUCUGAUUCUGAAAGUAUUUCUAUUGUUUUCCUCAAACAUUCAUUCAUUUUAUCGUUAUUACUACUACUACACCAAAUCCGUAAGUUGAUGCAAAAUGAAUGAACGAACGAAUGGAUAAAAGAUAAAUGAGUAUGUAGGGAAAUAAAAAGACAAAUACGUAUCUUAUUUAAAGAUUUGUAAAAAAAAAAAAAAAAAAAGUAUUUGACACUCCAGUUACUUAAAUGGGUAGUUCAUCAAAAAAAAAAAAAAAUCUAAAAUAAAUAACUAAAAUUAAUGUGCUGUUCCAAUGCUGUUUCACCUUCUUUCUUUUUCAAACCAAAUAAAAUGAAAUAAUAAUAAUAAUAAUAUUUCUAAAGGUACUGUUCAUGCUAAUCCAUAUGCAACGCUUGCUAAAUUUUCCAUGUACUAAGAGCAUAUGAUUUGGUUGAAAUUAUUUUAGUAAAUUACUAACUUUGCACAUUGUUUUACUUAAUAAACUAAAUAAUGACUAAAUGUUCAUUUCUGGGUGACCUAUCCCUUUAACUCUGUGAGCUAACCACUUUCAAAACACCCCACCUUUAAAAGAAAAAAUAAAAAUAAAAAAAAAACACUGACAAAUCUUAUCUUAGUAACUGGUGCAUCCACCAUAAAACCAGACAAUCUCUUCCUCCUUUCUACUGUGAGUCUAUGAGAAUCCUUUUUGGAAUCGUGUUUCGUUUCUUUAAAAGAUUUUUCCACAGCACUUAAAAAUAUCUAAAAAAUGACAACGGAACAAUAAACGCGUUGCAUUCCCUUUUCCAAACUUAAAAAAAAGCCUUGAGAAGUUCAUAUUAUAACUCUCGCUCCCAAAUCAUCAUGAUUCAUAGUCUUCAAAGAUUAUCGUUUUUGUUUAAUUCAAACAUGUCUGCACACAAAAUCAGCAGAGGAACGAUGCUUUGCUCCAGUUUCUAUGGGACGUUCUGUAAAGUUUUUAACCAGUGGGACGGUGCUUAGCAAAGGAGCCAAAUGCACUUUCUGGAGAGUAACGUUCAUGUUUUCUACAUAAGUUGUCAAACGCAGGCUAAAGCGAAUCUCAAGUUGUGACCCAACAGAAAUAUUUGCCAUCAAUGUCACGCCUUCGUUUCAAAUGGCUGAACUCAGUUUCGUAAUAUUUUUUAAUUUUUUUUUUUUUUUUUUUUUCUUUAUAUCUGUAAGAGGCACCUGCAGUCCCUGCAGACAGUGAUGGAGCUCUGACUGACUGAUGGCCUUCUGUAAAUACUGCAGGACUGAUGAGUGAAUGUAAUCAAUACUGUCACAAACUGCUUCAAGAUGCCUGUUAGUUUUUAAGUGUACCGAAGGUGUACACCGUCGGAUAUGGGAAUGUUAAACAUGGCUUCCAAUGGUUGUGUCGGCAUGCGACGUGCGCACUGUGUGUAGAGAGACCGAGUUUGGAGAUGUAAGCUACGUUCUAAUGGUGCUAUCUUAGGCAGUCAUGCACUUUCUGAUCCUGUGUGCAUGCUAGUGUGUGUGUGCGCGUGCGUGUGUGUGUGUGUGUUCUCUCUGGAGUAAUGCUACCAACCCCCAUCUACUACGGAGUCCGAGUUGAGAGGAUCUGUCCAGCACCCCUCACCUCUGUCACCAAGAUCAUCCACAACCAGUUGUCUUUCCCCUCAUAUGCACUAUGUUUAGAGACUAUUAUUAUUGUUAUUAAUAUUAUUGCUCCUAUUAUAUUAUUAUUGCCACAAUUAUUGAUUAUUACCAUUGUUAUUUUGUUAAUUAGAGUUAAAUUUUAAAUUAACUUAUAUUUUUUAUACAAAGUUUAGCAUUUUUGUUUUGUACAGAACAAAUUGUACAUUAUGGAAUAAAGCGAAUGGUCAUUUAGAGAAACUGCAUACUGUUGCCCGAGAUAAAUGUCUCAACUCUAAAUGUAUGAGCAGUAAUUACUUUUAUUAAAUAUUUCUGACAAAUACAAA
Messenger RNA from Puntigrus tetrazona (Sumatra barb), 6241 nucleotides. RefSeq names its product phosphodiesterase 10A (gene pde10a). NCBI's taxonomy places the organism in Eukaryota, Metazoa, Chordata, Actinopteri, Cypriniformes, Cyprinidae. Bases 753 to 3140 code for a protein of 795 amino acids. The record is from RefSeq and is a predicted model, not a curated record. Gene Ontology annotation, molecular function: protein binding; 3',5'-cGMP-stimulated cyclic-nucleotide phosphodiesterase activity. Gene Ontology annotation, biological process: negative regulation of receptor guanylyl cyclase signaling pathway; signal transduction. The transcript is spliced from 22 exons.